Messenger RNA from Epinephelus fuscoguttatus (brown-marbled grouper), 1705 nucleotides. RefSeq names its product sequestosome 1 (gene sqstm1). The coding region runs from base 139 to 1476 and encodes 445 amino acids. The record is from RefSeq and is a predicted model, not a curated record. Gene Ontology annotation, biological process: aggrephagy; endosome organization; mitophagy. The transcript has 8 exons. NCBI's taxonomy places the organism in Eukaryota, Metazoa, Chordata, Actinopteri, Perciformes, Serranidae. Gene Ontology annotation, molecular function: protein kinase C binding; K63-linked polyubiquitin modification-dependent protein binding; zinc ion binding. Gene Ontology annotation, cellular component: aggresome; amphisome.
AUAAAGGAGCGGAGAGGAUUUAAAGCUGCGUCACAAAGUUUGUUCACUCAGUCUGUGACAGUCCGUGAUUUCUGUCCGGUGUCUGUGGAACUUGUCCCGUGUGUCAGAGUCUGAACCUGAACCUGAACCUGCGGCAGGAUGUCGGUGACGGUGAAAGCUUACCUGUUGGGGAAGGAUGAGUCGGUGAAAGAGGUCCGGAGGUUCGCGGUGGAUCAAGAGGUCUCGUGCAGCUUCGAGUACCUGAGCAAGAAGACCGGAAGUGUCUUCAGCAACCUCAAGAACUUCAACAUGUACUACAAAGAUGAAGAUGGAGACAUGGUGGCGUUCUCCUCUGAUGAUGAACUGAUGAUGGGUCUGGGCUGUAUGAAGGACGCCACCUUCCGCCUCUACAUCAAAGAGAAGAAGGAGCACCGCCGUGACUUCCCUCUUCACGCCUUCCCUCCCUUCGCCUUCGGCCACCCUCCUCCUCCAGGCCCGCCCCCUCACAUGGGCCCGCCCCCUCACAUGGGCCCGCCCCCUGUGCACAGCGGUGUCACCUGUGACGGCUGCGAGGGUCCCGUGGUGGGAACUCGCUUCAAGUGCUCGGUGUGUCCCAACUAUGACCUGUGCUCCACCUGCCAGGCUCGAGGGACGCACACUGAGCACGCUCUGCUGCCCAUCUGGCACCCCAUGCAGCAGUGGUUCCCCCGGGGGAAGUGGAUGAAGUGGAUGAGACACUGCAUGUGGAACCUGAACCAGAACCAGAACGGGAGCCCUGCUCAGAACCAGGAUCAGGACCAGGAUGUGGAUCAGGACCAGGACCAGCCUGGACCCUCCAGACCUGCUGCUGACUGCAGCGCCCCCUCUGCCUCACAGGCCAAUGUGGACUUCCUGAAGAACAUUGGGGAGGGCGUGGCGGCCAUGUUGAGCCCACUGGGUAUCGAUGUGGACAUUGACGUGGAGCACGAGGGCCAGAGGACAAAGGUGACCCCUCCCUCUCAGAGCGGGGGGGUGGAAGGAGAGGUGGGCCGAGCCAAUAAUGAGAGCAGAGCCAGCAGCGAGGGUGGAGCCAGUAGUGAGGGCGGGGCCAGUAGUGAGGGGUCAAAGGUGUGCAGAGAGUCUGAUGAGGAGUGGACUCACCUGAGUCCCAGAGAGGUCGACCCCUCCACCGGAGAGCUGCAGUCCCUCCAGCCUGGGGACAUGGACCAGGACCAGGACCAAGGUCCUCCAUCGGGACAACAGGGUCCUCCAUCGGGACCACAGGGACCCCCAUCGGUCCAACAGGGUCCAACAGGUCUGAGGGAGGCAGCACUGUACCCUCACCUGCCUCAAGAGGCGGACCCUCGUCUGGUGGAGUCUCUGUCUCACAUGCUGUCGAUGGGUUUCACUGACGAAGGCGGUUGGUUGACUCGUCUCCUUCAGGCCAAGAAUUUCGACAUUGGUGCAGCGCUCGACGCCAUCCAGUACGCCAAACAGCCCCGCCCACACCAGCCAUGAUGGCAUCAUCGAUACUAACCAAUAACAUCUAACCAGGAGAUGAUUUAUCCUGCAGUCAGAUGUUCCUGUUGUUUCCUGAGUUUAUAAUCAUUUUGUUAUCUCAGUACUGUUAUUAUCGUUAACCAAUCACAAUGUUAACUCAUUAAUCACUUUGUCUCAUUGAUUACUGAUUGAUUUUUCUUUACUGUUGCAAUUGUUAAUCUGAACAAUAAAAACAUGAAGAAACGAA